This is a messenger RNA of Peromyscus eremicus (cactus mouse), 2649 nucleotides long. RefSeq names its product SEC22 homolog B, vesicle trafficking protein (gene Sec22b). Gene Ontology annotation, cellular component: SNARE complex; endoplasmic reticulum-Golgi intermediate compartment; ER to Golgi transport vesicle membrane. The record is from RefSeq and is a predicted model, not a curated record. Gene Ontology annotation, molecular function: SNAP receptor activity. The transcript has 5 exons. Lineage: Eukaryota; Metazoa; Chordata; Mammalia; Rodentia; Cricetidae. Bases 155 to 802 code for a protein of 215 amino acids. Gene Ontology annotation, biological process: retrograde vesicle-mediated transport, Golgi to endoplasmic reticulum; vesicle fusion with Golgi apparatus; endoplasmic reticulum to Golgi vesicle-mediated transport.
UAGAGGAAAGCUUUAGAGCUGUUUCCGGCCACCUCAGCGGGAAGCGGAGACGCCAGCAGCUCGCUGUUGGGGAACUGAGCGGGAGGUGUAACUGGCCACCGCGGGAGAAGGGCGGGCAGUGACUGAGGCGGCCGGGUCUCCAUAGCCUGGGAAGAUGGUGCUGCUGACAAUGAUCGCCCGCGUGGCGGACGGGCUUCCGCUGGCCGCCUCGAUGCAGGAGGACGAACAGUCAGGCCGAGACCUCCAGCAGUAUCAGAGCCAGGCUAAACAACUCUUUCGAAAGUUGAAUGACCAGUCCCCUACCAGAUGUACCUUGGAAGCAGGAGCCAUGACUUUUCACUACAUUAUUGAGCAGGGGGUGUGUUACUUGGUCUUGUGUGAAGCUGCCUUCCCUAAGAAGCUGGCCUUUGCCUACCUGGAAGACUUGCACUCAGAAUUUGAUGAGCAGCAUGGGAAGAAGGUGCCCACCGUGUCCAGGCCCUAUUCCUUCAUUGAGUUUGAUACCUUCAUUCAGAAAACCAAGAAACUCUACAUUGAUAGUCGUGCUCGGAGAAAUCUAGGCUCCAUCAACACUGAAUUGCAAGAUGUGCAGAGGAUCAUGGUUGCCAACAUUGAAGAAGUCUUACAAAGGGGAGAAGCACUCUCAGCGUUGGACUCAAAGGCUAACAAUCUGUCCAGUCUGUCUAAGAAAUACCGCCAGGAUGCGAAGUACCUGAACAUGCGGUCCACUUACGCCAAACUUGCAGCAGUAGCUGUAUUCUUCAUCAUGCUGAUAGUGUAUGUGCGGUUUUGGUGGCUGUGAGGCGGAGUGAGCCUAGUCACUGGGAAGGGAGAACCUAGAACCCAGCAGGUGUAUGUUUUCAGGAAACUGAGCUCACAGGGCUGUGUAUUAGAAUCCAGUGGAACUUUUUGCCUCUAAAGACCUUGCAAGAAAAGACCUGUCCUGAAAAAUGAAAGAUGGCACCUUGUUUAAGGAAGCUUAACCCAUGUGGAAGUCUCUUUGGGGCAGAGACUUUCUCUGGGGGCUAAGCCAAAUGUAUUAGGGAACAGUAGAUUGUUUUGUUUCUUUCCCUCCAAGUACAUUUGUAAGACAGAAGAACUGGGGCAUUCUCUCUCUGAUGGAGCCAUCAGUGAAAUUUAAGGUAGCCAACCCAUGUUAGCAACACCCUGAAAUUCCCUUCAAAGAAGGCUUCACUUUAAUCGACAUUCCUUUGUUGGGGACAUUUGUGAUUGACUUUCAAGUGAGAUCGAAGUAUGCGAAGGUUGAUUGCUUUGAUGCACGGAUCCUGUGUGUUGGCCACUGUAGGAAGUUGACCUUGGUUGUUUUCCUUUCGUAUUUUGCUUAUUGCACAGUUGCUUUGGGGUUAAAUCAGCUACAUUAAUAUGCCUUGAAAUUACAUAGUAUUGCUUGACUAAAAGGCUGGAAUUUUUCUGUCAUUUACUCUUUUUGUUUCUUAUUUGUUUUUAUUCUAUUUUAUUUUUUGUUUUGUUGAGACAGGGUCUCUCUAACCUCAGCUGUCUUGGAACUCAUGUAGACCAGGCCGGCCUUGAAUUCACAGAGACCCGCCUUCCUCUUCAUUUACUCUUUAAGACUUAAAUCCUCUCGGGACAUAAUUGUUUUGGAGUGUGUGAUCGCUAUAGAGUGUAGCGUAGGGUAGUCAGAGGCCCUGCUUUAUGAGAAGAAAGGCCCAGCCCAGAACUCCAGCUUUGUCCUGCCCCUGACUCCCACUUUGUCCUCUAUACUUUUUCCCAUUCUUGGUUUUCUUUCCAUCAUAAUUUGCUUAAAUUCCUAGUUUCCCAUAAAUAUCCUGUCAGGAUAUUCCCAAAUUUCAAAACGUGACAUAUUCAACAGUGUGGUUAGUUAAAUGUAUCAUCUUUGCCGAUCAGCUACUCACUCACACUUACAUACCCAAGUACAUUAUAGAGAAUGUCUCUGAGAGCCCCUCAUUCCUGUUUCAGUUCUUGUAAAUUCUGCAAGAAUGUUCUAGGGACAGAGAACUCAUAACAAUGACUUCUAUUAACCAAUGAAAGUACAUAAGACUUCUUUCCCCUUUUUGCUCAGGGAUAAUGGGGAUUUCACCUUUUUCCUUCUGAGGUAGAAUUUUAUAAGUGGGAAGAAUAGGCCUCUUGAAUAUUAUCACAAGGGCCUAGAAUAUAACCUAUAACUCCUGCAGAUACUGCAAACAUUUCUUUAAAUUGUACUGGAAAAUGAGCCAACUUCUUGUUUCGUAACACCUUUGGAAAGACUUUUAGUAAGCAGUUUUAUAACCCUAGAGAUCAUCACCGCUGCCCGAUUCCUGGUGGAGGACAACAGUCUCCCUUAUGAGAAGGCCGGUAGGGAUGCUUAUUGUAUUCCUGAUAAUUACAGAACUAGAAUAAAUGUCUUCUAUUAUGAACGUAAAUCUGCCAAUUAGAGUUUUGUGCAUGAAAUACAAAUGACUUCUUGUAGAGAAUAAGUGCUUUUAAGUCCCUAAAAGGCUUAUCCCAUAAAUAAUGAUGUUGGCAGUACAGGCCUUUGGAAGACUGAAAACCUAAGUAGUCGCACCAUACUGUUUGGUGCUUCUCUGAGAAUGGAGGGUGGCAGCUCAUUGUUGAGAGUUGCAUGCUGCAACCUAAUGUCAGCAAUGAAAUAAAUACUUCUAGAACGUU